AUGUCAUUUUGGCCAUUUAAUAAUUCAUUAAAUAAUAAUAAUGUUUUACUGAAAUUCUUGGAUUCAAGACAAGAUUUAUCAUCAAUUACAGUACAGGAUAUUGUAAAAGAUCCAACUUUAGUUCAAGAAUUAAUAAAUGAAUUGCAUAAUAUAAAGGGAAAUUUCAAUAAAAAUGGAAGUUUUCUGUUUCCACAAUCAAACCAAACCGAAACUACACCAAAUUCAAAUUCAGAUUCAAUUUCUUUGAAUUCUUCAAAUAAUGAUAACAAUAACAACACCAACCCCAAUAAAGAUACAAGAGGUGUAAAACUAAUAGAACUUCUAAUACAGCCACAUAUACUAGGGGGAUUCAUUGAAAUAUUGGAGGAAAGUGUAGAUUUCUUUUAUGAACAAGGUUUGAAAGAAGAAGAAGCUUUACAUAAGACAAUACUAGAAGAUAAACCUAAAACAGAUAUAGAAGAAAAUGAUGAAAUGGAAGAUACAAAAGAAGAAGUAGAAAGUUCAGAUGAUGCAUUUAGAAGAUCAGUUCAAGCAGCGGCAGAUAUAUUAUCGAUUGAUAUGUGGAUAAUGCUGAAUAGAAUAAUAGAAACUCCAAAUAUAAUGAAUAGACUAUGGCUGAUUUUGAAAAUGUCUCAUUUACAAGAAAAUUAUCCAAGUGUUUCAUACCUUGUACAUAUUCUAGAUCAAUUAUUAGAAUCAAAUAGCAUUGAACUAUUAAAUUAUAUAAGACGGCAAUUGGAUUUAGUUGAUACAUUUUUAGCCAAAAUUGAAGUGCCAGCAAUAAUGGAUUUUUUUUUCAGGGUGAUACAAACUGAUAAACCAGAUUCACCUACUGGAAUACUAGAUACAAUUGGUCUGCAAAAUGUUAUUCAAAAAUUGAUAAACAUUUUAAAGCCACAACCAAUGCAAUUUGAUAAUACUCCAUAUAUACCAGAUCAUCAACAGUACUUCAAACAAAGCUCAGCUACAGAUUUUUUAAAAGCACUAGUUACAAUUUCAUCAAAUGCUGCAUUAGCUGUAGUUAUGGAAACAAAUAUAGGUCCAAACCAAUUAACAAGAGAAUUAGUUUCCCCACAAGUUGUAAAUACAAUGAUUCAUGAUAUAAUGUUGGUGAAAAUGAAAGACCAAAAUGGAAAUAUUCAAACUAACAAACAUGGGAUAAAUAAUUGUGUUUCUGUUAUUAUAGAAUUAAUAAGGAAAAACAACUCAGAUUAUGAUUUAAAUUGUGGAAGUUAUAGUUCAAUGUUACAAAAUGGUGAUGGAAGUCCUGGAGAAGUUAAUUCAUACGUGAUGUUUCAAUGGUUAAAAGAUUUUGAACAAAAUCCUCCAGGUCCAAGAGACCCCAUAUAUUUAGGUGAAAUGUUGGAAAUUUUUUCAAAUAAUUUAUCAAGUUUUCUGGAAUUACUUGAAUUGGAACCUAUUCCACCAUUAGAAGUUACAUCAAACAUCUUGGGUUUUACGAGAUUUAAAAUAAGUGAAUUAGUUGCAGAAUUAUUACAUUGUUCAAACAUGAUUUUAUUAAACUCUAAAAAGAUUAAAAAAAUGAUACAUAUAAGAGAUCAAAUUAGAUCGCAACAGAACAAAAGAUUGACAAAAGCUUUAAAUGAUAAAAUAAGUUUUCCAGAGUCACCUAACAUUCAUGAUGUUACUUGUGGGUUAGAUGACGUUUCGUUGGAUGAUGUACAUUUUGAUUCACAUGAUGAUGACAAACAUGAUUACUCGAAUUUAGUUAAAACGUUGGACUCAAUAGAAGAUUCAGAAGAUGAAGAGCCUUCAAUAUCUCCAGAAAAUCCAUUUGUUUGUAAAGAAAGAGAUGAAGCAAUAAGGCUGGAUCCUUGUGUUGGAGAUCUUUUUAAAAUAAAAUUAAUUGAUCUGCAUAUUUUAUUAAACAUUGUAAAUAAAUUUACAAAAUAUGAAUGGAAUAAUUUUUUUCAUAAUGUUGUUUUUGAUUUGAUACAACAAAUAUUUAAUGGUAAAUUAAAUUCAUAUAAUUCUUUCUUGAUUGUGGAAUUGUUUAAACCUAAUCAAUGUGAUUUGACUGACUUAAUUAUAAAAUCUUAUGAGGUAGAUAUUGUACCGAGACCUGGAUAUAUGGGACAUUUAAUAUUAGUGGGGGAAGAAAUUGUAAAAUUUACCUCGUUAUAUAAACCAGAUUUAAUUUCACCAAUCAUAGUUGAAGCAGUGCUGAGUGAUAAAUGGAGUUGGUUUGUUAAUGAUAUAUUAUCCAAAACAAGAGAGAUAUAUAAUGUAGUUUUAGGUGCUGAUGAAGGAGAAGAUAACACAGAUUAUGGAUUUGAUACUUCAUCAGUUGGCUAUUUAGAUAUGGAUAAUCAACCUAAAAAAAUAAUACUUGGAGAUACAUCAAAUCAUGAUGAAUUUAUACAUGACCAUAGCAACGGAGAAGAUGAAGAUGAAGAUAUGGAUGGACCAAAAGUUGCAGAUGUUGAAGUUGGUAAAAUGUCACCAACUGGAGAUUUAACUAAACAUAAUAUGUUAGAUGAUGAGGAUGAUGAUGAUGAUGAUGAUAAAUUGCCCAAUGAAAUUCAAUAUGUGGAUAAUUUAUCUGGUAGUUCAUCUGAUGAAGAUGAAGAUGAUGAAGGUAACGAAUUACGAAGAGUUUCAAAGCAUAAUGAAUAG
This is a messenger RNA of Lodderomyces jiufengensis, 2637 nucleotides long. RefSeq lists its product as uncharacterized. Bases 1 to 2637 code for a protein of 878 amino acids. The transcript has a single exon. Gene Ontology annotation, cellular component: nucleus; cytosol. Lineage: Eukaryota; Fungi; Ascomycota; Pichiomycetes; Serinales; Debaryomycetaceae. The record is from RefSeq and is a predicted model, not a curated record. Gene Ontology annotation, molecular function: protein phosphatase binding; protein phosphatase regulator activity.